This is a messenger RNA of Hemibagrus wyckioides, 9276 nucleotides long. RefSeq lists its product as uncharacterized. Lineage: Eukaryota; Metazoa; Chordata; Actinopteri; Siluriformes; Bagridae. The record is from RefSeq and is a predicted model, not a curated record. Bases 56 to 4006 code for a protein of 1316 amino acids. Gene Ontology annotation, biological process: regulation of transcription by RNA polymerase II. Gene Ontology annotation, cellular component: nucleus. Gene Ontology annotation, molecular function: DNA-binding transcription activator activity, RNA polymerase II-specific; RNA polymerase II cis-regulatory region sequence-specific DNA binding. The transcript has 2 exons.
AAAAAGGUGCCGAUGACGUCACGGGUUAGCGAGACGGGGGAACAUUCAGUAAAAUAUGUCCGCUUUAAGGCCUGAACCCGAGGAAAGCCUGGACAACCAGUGCAAUAACAGUGAUUUCUGUGAAGAUCAACGCAAAGAAGUUGAAGGCGAGGGUGCGGCAGAUGAAGCUCCCGAGUCACAAGAGAGUUUAUUUCAGGAAAGCGCCGACGCAAAAGAAACGAAAGAGUCUGCAGAGGCAAAGAACAAUUCAUCCGUUCAGAGUGGCUUUGUACGAAACGGAGAAUCCGAUCCAUGCCGUGAAUCUGACUCCGUGCCUAAAGCUCAUGAUGAUGUUUCCCACGAUGAAGAUCUGGGACUUGUCUGGUCCGAGUCAGAAGAGGAGUUGGAGUCGAGGGAAUGUAGCAUCUCGGGUAAAGAAGGCACGGGGCAUGAACUUUGUCAAGGGACACCAGAGGACCAGACAACAGAAGACCUCAGCUUACUGGAUAGACCUCAGGAUACUGGGAGUACCAUAGAACAUGAAGAUGCACUAGCACAAGAUGAGGAGGAAGAACUGACAGAUCUGAGUGUAGACAUGGAAUGUGAUAGUGACUCUAAGCAGGAAGAGGAGGAAAGGAGAGAGGAAAUUUCAGAAGAUGAAGAAGAAGAACCCAAAAGUGAAGAUAAAAGUAAGGAACAAGAGGAUAGGAGGCCAGGUGAUGAUGAGGAGUGCCAUGAGGCUGAUGUUGUGGAUAAGCAGCGUAAAAACCGCCUGAAUUGCCGCGACUGCGGCAAAAGCUUCACUCGACGAGAGACGUACGACCUGCAUCGCCACUUCCACAUGCAUCAAGAUGAGCAGGCUUCUCUCACCUGUAAAGAAUGUGGCCUCACCUUUCAGCAUCGCAGCAGCCUCAUCAAGCAUCGCAGCGAACAUAAACAAAACGGUGUGCCAGAUUCAGCAUUGGUCUCUUAUAAGCGGUCUCAGGUAAGGGAGUUCAGGGAAGAAAAGAUAUUUGAAUGUGACCACUGUGGUGACUGUUUUGCAUCUCUGAUCCGAUUUAAGCUUCACGCCUGCCAGCAGAGCCUGGAGAAGCCUUACCGCUGCCCCCUGUGCCGCAAAGAGUUCCAGUACCGAGUCUCCAUCAAUGCUCACAUGCAGAGCCAUUCAUUAGAGUGUCCUUACAGGUGCCUCGAGUGCAAUAAGGGCUUUCAGUGUGCUGUGACAUUGCACAUACAUCAGCGGUCCCAUGCUGCCCUCAAACCUUACGAAUGCCCUGAUUGUGGCAUGGUCUUCAGGCACCGCUCAUUCAUGGAGGACCAUCGCCGCAAACACACUGAAGAAAGGCCACACCGGUGCACAAUAUGUGGCAAAACCUUCAAAUACGGCAGCCUUUUGCAACAGCAUCAAUACCUUCACACUGGCCAGAAGCCAUACCGGUGCACAGAAUGUGGAAAGAGAUUUGCAUUUGCACAAAAUAUGCGUGCUCACUGUCGCCAACACAAGAAACUCACUAGUUCUGGUUUUGAGGCAGCUAUCACAGAAAGUAAUGAAAUGUCCAACGGAACAAGUUUAGGAUCUAUAGGGAAAGAGAACACCAAUACACACAUGGAACACCAGCGCAACUGUCCACUGUGUCCACAGCUCUUUUACAAAGCAGCUGAUCUAAGGGCCCAUAUAUUGACACAUGAGGCAGAAUAUGAAAAAUUGAGUAAUGGGAAAAAAAAUCACAAGGUAUAUGCCUGUCCCAAUUGUCCUCUCCAGUUCUUGGAUGAAUCCACCUUACAGUCACAUGCCUUGACUCAUCAGGUUAUAGCAAUUCCAUCGAAGAGGGAGGUUCUUACUGUAGCAAGCUCAGCUAGCACUGAUAACAUUACUGCAGAUGGAGAAUGGGGAGACCAAACAGACAAAAAACCUUUAAGGUGCAAAGACUGUGGCAAAAGCUUUCGUUACCGUUCUGUUUUAGAGCUUCACAUGCGUAUACACAACAGGGGUUACCAGUGCCAUGUUUGUAAAAAGUCAUUCCGUUUCAGCAGUUACUUACAGCAGCAUUUGAUCAUCCAUUCCGGUAAGAAGCCAUACAAGUGCCCUGACUGUGGAAAGGACUUUGCGUUUCUUCAGAACAUGAAGACUCACCAGAGACUGCAUCAGCAGAAACCUUUUCGCUGCACACAGUGUCGCAAGGGCUAUAGUGAUGAGAGUCAGUUACAGCGCCACAUGCUUUGCCACUCAGGAGACAAACCUCACAAAUGUCACAUCUGCAACAAGAGUUUUGGUUUAGCAUACCUACUUCGUGACCAUCUGAACACCCACACUGGGGAGAGGCCACAUCGUUGCCAAGAAUGCCACAAAUCAUUCCCCUGGCUCAGCAGUCUCCUCGUUCAUCAAAAAAUACACGCUCGUAAACGCCAAGGAGCAAAUCAGUCCUAUCCUUCAACAACUGGUUCCCAAAGAGGGAGAACAAGUGCUGUAGGAAGGGGCAGGAGAAGUGGUAGAUGGGUUUCAAGUUGGCCAAGAAUUGGAGGAAAUGUGGACAGGGCAGUGCCACUGCAGCCGACUCCUUUUCAGGAUCAAAUUUUGCAGACUGUGCCAAACUUGUUGGGGCAAGAAUCUAAUGUUUUUGAAUCAGAUAGAAAUGAGCAAACUCAGCUUAUGCCUGUUUUACAGCAGCAGUGGCAAAUUCAGAUUCACUCACAGCUACAACAGCACUCUAAAUGGUUAUCUGAAGGACAAUCUAAUAAUUUCCGGAACCAGUGGCAAACGGCGACACAUCUCAAACCUAUCUUGCCAAAGCCGGAUGUUCUCCCCAAGAUUGCAUCACAACAGCAGAGUCCUGGCUGGGCUGAGGUGGCAUCAUCAUGCCAGGCUGGCACAGCUCCUAAACAGCUUCCCGAGAACUACGCAGCACAAAAUAACUGUGACACGGCUUCAACUAGCACAUCAUCCCCUGCUAGGGGCUGUGCUGAUGGCCCAUCCAAGAGUGAAGCAAAGGUGCAACAACAGCCUCCUCCAUCACCAGGCACUGCUGAUAGGUCAUUGGUUAGAAAGACUCGUUCAAUGUCAAACACUCAGAAUUCUCCAAACAAAGGGUUAAAUAUUCAAGGUCAACAAUUAUCACAGUGGCCAGCCUCUGAUUUAGCCCAAAAUACUAACAUGGGAAUUGGUUCAUCAGGAAAAGAAAAUGUAAUUACUUUUAGCUUAAAAACACCAGCAGGCACACAGCAGGUUCACACAGAAUCUGAUAAAUCGGAUCAGUCGCAACAGUCGUCUACUCUAGCCAGCGUAUCGAUACCAACACAAACAAGGCAAAAUGCAGAUGCGUUAGAUGACAGCGCUACUCUUAAAAACAACAGUAAGCCUUUGAAUAUCGGAACUCCUCUUGAAAUGUCUAAGAGUGUAAACUCACAAGAAAAAACUGUGAAUGAAACAGGGGCUCAGCAUCCCCAGCUCCAUAUACUGCCACCAACUUCACAACAGCAACAUCAGCAAUUACAGCUGGUCUUGCAGCCCCAAACAAAUCCAUUAGGAUCAGUCAGUGUUCAGUUUGGAGCAGCUCCUUUUUCUCAUGGGAACGGAAGCACAGUGUUGGGCUUCCAGACCACUCCAGUUGUUUCCCAAGCUCUGUUAAAUGGACCAGUGCAGCAGGGGCCACAACAGCAAGCACCUCUAGUUUCUGCCUCUCAAAUCCUCUUAAAUCAGGCACCUCCCUUUAUUACCUCACCACUCCCUCUGGCAUCUCCUCUUGCGUUGCCAGGUCCUCAUCCAAUCCAUUCUAUAGCAGGGCAACUUCCAGGUCCAGCACCUCAGAGCAUCAUCUUUUCUCCACAAGGCAUAGUGAAUGAGAGACCAGUAAUACCACAGGCUUUGCCCUCAACUCAUGGAGGUCAACGAACUGAACCAAACAAAGUUAUUGGUCAAGUUUCACUUACUGCAGAUCAGCGUUUUCGUUGCAUGAUCUGUGGAGGCACGUUACCAGGAGAACUAGAAUUACAGGUGCACUAUAUGCAACAUGUACAAGGUGAGGUCUGAUUUGUAUAAUGUUAACAUCCCUCUACACCGUUAACGUAUCUGGCUGUUAAAGUGCCAAAAAGACUGUUGUAGAUCAUGCUUGUUGAGUCAUUUCCUCAAUUCUGAAUUUCUCCUUGUAUUCUGACCGUGUGAGAUGUGAAGUGACCAUCAGUAAUUAGUCAGUUAAUGAAAAUGACAUUUGCAACAUGUACAGGUUCAAAUACUUCACUGAGUUUAUUUCACUUUGCAAUCAAUUUAUCACCCAGGUUAAACCAUUGCUUAGAUUUUAUGUAGUUUUUUUUUUUUUUUAACGAUAUUCAUUUAUAAUGUUGAAUAAUGCAUUUUCCCAUCUGAAGCAAGUUUAGUGUUUAUACAAACCCGGGCUAAUGUUCUCAUUAUCUGUAAUGACACAUUGCACUUAUUCAUCAAAGUUGCAUAGAAACCGUUUGCAGAUUUGAGCACACAAACUGUCAUUUGCACAAAUCUGCGUCUGAUUCAUGAAACUAUCAUACUACAUUCCAAAGAGUUGUGUUUUUGUUUAGCAUUAUCAUUAGAAGACCCCAGUUUAUAUAGGUAUUGUGACAGUGAACAGGCAAAAGAAAAUGAUUUAUCAGGUUAAAAUACAAGGAACAUCCAAGAAAAGAAGGAAAAAAAUUCAGUGAAGUAAGAGGUGCUUUUGUCCGAAGUCGCUCUAAAUAAGUCAGAUUUAAGGUCAAAAUCAGGUAUAAAACCAAACUGUUUUCCAACCUCAAUUGCUGACAGAGUAGCAGAGAGUUUUUAUUCUUUAUGGCAGAGUAUUUUUGUACUUUCAUAAUACGGCUGAUGAGGCUCAGAUUUAAUUAGCUUUAUUUAUAAUAAUAAUAAUAGAUGAGCCAAGUAUUCACCCUGAACAAAUAAAGAUUUAAAUGAAGAUCUUCCACAAAAGCACUAAAAAAAUAAACCUAACACUAAGACGACUACCAAAAUAAUGAAUAAAGUCAUUCCUCAUAUGUUUAGGACUUAAGGUAUGUAAUAAACUAAAUAAAUAGACAGAGUGUCUUUUGAAUAUCCCUCCUGUCCAGGACAGAGCUUUAUGGUGCCUCUUGAACAAAAAUGCACCUAAAACUUUCUUAUACUUCUUGACUUCCUAUACAUGUUAAUGUUAUUGAUAUUGUGAUUGUUUUUGAUUAUUUAACUGCAAAUCAACUAUUUUAGGUUGUUUUCAAAUUUAUACAUACUGACCAGACAUGUAUUUCAUGAAACAUGAAAUUUGCUUAUGUUUUUAUGAGCAGAUUUUAACCACACGCAACUUUAAUGAAUAAGGGCCACUAUGUGUACUCAUAUGUUCACAUCAGUUUCUUAUGUUUUUUUUCCACUGUACAGCAUUUUGUGUCAAAUUUCUGAAACACUGAACUGCUUUUAUUGUUUAAGGCCUGUAUUUGUAACUUAAAACGACAAACACAGGAGGACAACAUCACUAGGACCUUCAUGUAAGAUCACUGAAAGUUAUCUGUCUACCUCCGUCUGAUCCUUGUAGUUUUAAAUCCAAUAAAUUUUGAUUUGGAAUUGAUCAUAUGGAUGCUUUAGUGUCUAUAAAAAUCCAGUAAUAUGCCAGAAUUCAUAACACUCUAAAAAAAAAAAAAAAAAAAAAGAAAUCAUUAAACUAAUAUGCUGCUCAUAAUAAUAAUAUUUUUACUACAUGCAAUUUGUUGUACAAGGAAUUUGUAUUUGAAUAUUUUUUUUAUUCAACCUAAAAAAAGAUUUUGUUUGAGAUUUGUAAUAGAGGAAUCUAAAGGCCUAAACUGAACUGAGUAUUGUAUUUUCAGGAUUUUCAGUUAAGCGUUUGAAUAAUGAAGCAAUUUUCUACAAACUUUUAAUCUCUCAAUUCAUUUACAUUUUUUCCUAAAAUGUUGAACCGACAAACUGAAUGAACACAGAAUCACAGAUUACACAAUUGAGUAUGUAAUUACAAUUACAUCUUGUUAUUAAAGCAUAUAGCAGAGGGUGUGUGUGUUUGAGAGAGAGAGAAAGAAAGAGAGAACACUGGCAAAACAGUUCUCAUUAGGUCCUUGUUAUGUAAAAUAUCCAAAGUCUAACCAGGCCUGACGGAUAAGUUCGGCCACUGUGAGAGUAGUACAAGCCUGCUUGCCCUGGCUUACAAUCAUCCUAUUAAAACCCUUAAUCAUAUUAUUUAUUAGUAGUUUUAGCCUUUUUUUUUUUUUACUGCUAAUUAAAUAAAAGACACUAAAAAGCAUAUACCAGCUUGUAUUCCUAAAUGCUCUUCCAUCUAACCACUACUCUGUCCCAACUUACUCAAUUCACACUAAACCUUCACACUACAUUAUUCAGUUUUUUAGAAACACAUUCAUAUCAUCCAUUGUUUAAUAGCCAAACAGCACAUAUUGCAACCAACAUUAAAUAAUUAAGAUUCAAAUAUUGAACAAUAACUUUCAUUAAAGUGAACCAAAAUCUGAUUUUCUCAUAAAACGUUUAAAAACACAUCACUCAGUUUUACAUUGUCCUGCAGCCAAGUUUUGCAAAGCUUCCUUCUUAAUAAAAUGUUCCAGAGUCUGAGUUAAAAAUAAUAUUUUUACUACUAAUAAAAUAAUUGUAUAUGCAAUAUAAAGAAACUGCAAUCAAGGUUCGUUAGUGAGUAAAAGUACUACAUUACAUGGUUUAGCCUCUCUUUCUAUAACUUUUGAAGCCAAAUGCUUAAACCAGUUCUUAUUAACCAACCUGCCCAUUUCCCCAGACAACAGGGGAAGCAGUCAAACUGUGACUUGAGCCAGCUCCAUGCCACUCUGGUGUUUUUCCUUCUCUCUUUUGUCAUAGAAAUUUUGUUCCCUAAGGUAAAUACAAAAACUGUCAAUCACAAAGAGCGGAGUCAAGCAAAGAAAAACAUUUUAUUGAGCUCAAUGGUGUCUUCAGAAAACACAGUUCACAUGGACUGUACCACCGAAGAGACAACUCCCUUCAGCGUUGUCUUAUACUCUGCAGGUUUCGUGCCAGGAUCAGACUUCCCUACUAUCAGUUAUUGCUGAUAACAUUCACAGAGUUUGGCUGGCACCAGAUGUUUCCUUUAUUCUGACGAUUCUCUGUUUCUAACUUUAUGUUUUUGCAAAAAUUGAGCAGGGUACUCUAUUUUUGGAGUUAUCUCUAAGGAGUAAAGCCUGCACAAGGUCAUGUACACAGAAACUUACUUAUUGAAUACAGGAUUAUAAUUGAGUAAAUACAUUUGAUCAUACAUAAAAGUCUUCUAUUUCUGUUAAACUUAUAGAUUUCCACUACACUCUCUCACUACAACAUAGAGUAUAAAUAGUUUUACAUUAUUUUAUACACAGGUAUGACAAUCCCUCUUUACCUCCAUGUUCUCCAUCACUCUUCCUCUGUGCUGUCAGGACUGCGGUGGAUCCGGAGUCUAUCCGUAGAAUAAGACAAAUACACCCCGAUUGGGAUGCCAGUCCUUCAGGAACCACAUUCACACACUCAUGUUCACACCUAAAAAUCAAUCCAUCUACUGACAUGUUUUUAGAAUGUGGUAUACUGCCUGGAAGAAACUCCCCACUUACCAUCAGCACUGGGGCUGUGAAGGUGUCAGUGUUUCCUGCUGCACCACCUCCAAAUUAUUUUCAUAUUUAUUUAACACUUCGGUCCACUAAUUUGAUUGGACAAGCAGUGUUCCAGGAGUAUAUUCAGUAUAACUGCACUGGGAUACAUUAGCGAUGUACCUAAUCUGUUGACAUUUUUCAAGAAUAUACAUUUUGACUUAAAACAUGAAAGCUUGUAGGAGUAACAUCUUAAUGUUAGAUGAAUUUUCUAAAUUGUCACAUACUUGUUUUUAGAGGUGUUGUACAAAAGCAAUAUUUUACUCAUAACCCUGUGGUUAUACUGAAUAUAUGCUGAAUUACAGCAGUGCCAGUAUUCAGUACAAUUGUACUCAUUCUUGGGUGAUCUUGCUUUUUCACAUUCUUAGAAAUAAAUGGUUUAGAAACCUUUAACCUACUUGGAACUCUUUCUUUUAGGCAACCACUGUAAGUAUAAACAACUUUUUACUAAUGAAGCAUCAUUCACAAACUAGAUAACUGUUUAGGUCACCUGUUAACAGGAACCAACUUGCAUGUGUAAAGAACCCUACUUUUCUUCCUUUUGCUGAAGAAUUAUUAGUAGUUUGUUUUUAUAAAUCACUAAAGCUGUUAAUCACAUACAGUGGAACUGUAAGCGUGGUGCAUCAGAUAAAUCUUGAUAAAUAAGCAUGUGAGUUCUUUGGUAUAGCAUAAUUCUAAGAUGUGUGUUUAUAAGCAGCGUGUAAUGGAUGUGACUCCAUUAUAGCCUGUUACAAUGAUUUAUAUAGUGUUGUACACUGGGGAGAGGAAUAAAAGAAUAGCAGUCUUCAAAUCCCUAAUAGUUACAUCUGUGUUGUAAAUGUGCAACACAUGCAGCAGUAAUGUGGUUGAUUUAGUAUGUAGUCUAAUCACUACUGUCAAAUCACUGUUUUGUAGUGGCAGGUUAGUUUAUACAGCUAGACAUGUCAUCAAUAUGUGAAUUCACAGCAAGAAGCAUGGAUGUGGGAUUUUACGUUGGGGUGCUGGAAUUUUAAGCAGUAUACAUGUGACAUACUCCUGGACAUCAUACCUGAAUGACAGCUGUGUCUUUACCACCUCAGACGCUUUAAGAACAUUAAAAUAAGGACCUUUUACACUUUCACCAUUGAUAGCAUCCUGACUGGAAUCAUCACAGCCUGGUUUGGGAACAGCACCAAGCAGGACAGUUGAGCUUUCCAGAGUGUGGUGCGUUGCAUUGCAGCUGAGUGCACCAUUUGUACUGAGCUCCCACACCUGGUGUCUAUAUACAGCAAGCAGUGUUGGACCUCAACCAUCCAAACAAUAGACUCCUUGCAGCUGCGGUCAGGGAAGUUAUUCUGCUCCAUGAGGCCAGAUGAUCCCUCAACUAGGACAACACCUAGAGCAGGGAUCCUGAGAUCUGGCCCACAAGAUUCACUUUCCUGCAGAGUUUAGCUCUAAUCUUAAUCAAACACACCUGAGCAUGCUAAUCAGUGUCUUCAGGAUCAUUAGAAAGUCACAGGUAGAGGAGUUUGAUCAGGGUUGGGGCUAAACUCUGCAGUGCAUUGGCCCUCCAGGGCAAGAUGUGAGGAACCCUGACCUAGAGCUUGGACUUCUUCUCACAACCCAUAACCUCAGCUGACACUUUACACAGCUCACUUUACAUUUUUCUGCACAUUAUUACAAAUAUUCACUUUAGUCUUAACAAUUAUUCAUAAGUCAUCCAUUAUUCUUACCAACAUAUUUCAUGUC